Puccinia triticina is the source of this 1617-nucleotide messenger RNA. RefSeq lists its product as uncharacterized. The transcript is spliced from 8 exons. Gene Ontology annotation, biological process: protein peptidyl-prolyl isomerization; protein folding. The coding region runs from base 1 to 1617 and encodes 538 amino acids. Gene Ontology annotation, molecular function: peptidyl-prolyl cis-trans isomerase activity. The record is from RefSeq and is a predicted model, not a curated record. Lineage: Eukaryota; Fungi; Basidiomycota; Pucciniomycetes; Pucciniales; Pucciniaceae. Gene Ontology annotation, cellular component: catalytic step 2 spliceosome.
AUGGCUCUCCAAGCCCCCAGACUAUUUGUUACCGAGCCCAUCGCCUCAGGCCAUGUCCGAUUCAAGACGUCAUUAGGUCCGAUAGAAAUUGAGUUGUGGCCCAAGGAGACACCUCUAGCUUGCCGAAACUUCGUUCAACUUUGUCUUGAAGGCUAUUAUGAAGGUUUGAUCUUUCAUCGCGUUGUACCUGGCUUUAUUGUUCAAACAGGAGAUCCAACUGGAUCCGGAAGUGGAGGUGAAUCUAUCUACGAUGAGGGGACGUUCAAGGACGAAGUCAAUGCGCGCUUAAAAUUCACGAGGAGAGGUCUCGUCGCGAUGGCCAACUUAGGAAGUCCGAACACCAAUACAUCACAAUUUUUCAUUACACUAGAUCGGACCGAAGAAUUACAAGACAAGCAUACCAUUUUUGGAUCUAUAAUCGGAGACACCAUCUACAAUGUAAUGAAGCUUGGCGAGGUGGAGAUUGACAAGAACGAGCGCCCGGUUUAUCCCCCCAUAAUCAAGAGCGUCGAGGUGAUCGAUAACCCGUUUCCUGACAUCGUGCCCCGAAUCACGUCUGUUCAGCGUAAAGAGCAAGCCAAAGCUCGAAAGGAGGCAAAGAAAGAGAAACAGAAGGAGAAGAUGCUCGCAAAACACAAGGCAUUAGCCAAAAAUAAAGGAUUACUCUCCUUUGCUGAGGAGGAGAAACUCACGGAGACCUCGGAGGGCGACAAACCCCGCAAACUGAAAAGCGCUCACGAUCUCGACGCAUCCUCACAACUCUCACAAGCAGUCAUAGACGAAAGACCUUCGCUCAACCAGCUCAACUUCCCUGAAAUUUCCAAAUCAACACCUUCCACAAUAUCGGGUAAUCCUUUGAAAGUUCAUGAGGCUCUCCGCGCUGUUGUUGGGCGGGAACGUCCUGGCCCCUCCCAAAGCGACAAACUGAAGGCAAAAGAGAGUACAGCUGAUGAGUCGUCCCGUAAGAAGGGCAAAGGGAAACAAGAAAACGAUCCCAAAGAGGCGAACGCAAAGCUUAGUAAAGCAGACCAAGUCAAAGCUGAUAUCAUUAAGAUGCAAGCCGAGUUGAGAAAGAUGUCCAAGCGACAUGAUUCCGAUUCAGACAGUGAAGAAGAAAAAACAAAAGAGGCGCCCGAGAAAUCACAGAAACGGAAAGCUGCGCACGACGGCCAUUCGUUACUGGAAGAAGAAAGAAAAAGGUACAAGGCUCGAGCAACUGAUAAAAAAACCGCAGGCCGUGGUGCUGGUGGCGAAGCCGAGUCGAUUCUCGAGAGCUUCAGGCGGAAGCUUCGGGAGGCAAAGCCGUUGACCAAGCCAGUUGAAGAGGCAGAGCGUAUUGACGGAUAUGCGGGAGAGGUUGAUCCUACUCAGGACGGGGUGUUGGGGGAUGUCGAUGGGGAUGAUGAUGGGUGGAUGGCCCAUACGCUGCAGUUUAGGAAAGAUGCCACAGCAGAUCUUCAUAAAAUAGAUGAAUACGCGGUCAUUGAUCCUCUUCUGGAAAGAAAGGUACGUCACGCAACCCACCACUCGAUCUACAAGCUAACCUUUUCUCACUUGAUACUGGUAGUUCAAGUUAACUGUAUUUCUUCGUUUUUAGCUCACCCUCGAUCAACUUGA